This is a messenger RNA of Lasiosphaeria miniovina, 3141 nucleotides long. RefSeq names its product glycosyl transferase family group 2-domain-containing protein. The coding region runs from base 27 to 2915 and encodes 962 amino acids. The transcript is spliced from 4 exons. NCBI's taxonomy places the organism in Eukaryota, Fungi, Ascomycota, Sordariomycetes, Sordariales, Lasiosphaeriaceae. The record is from RefSeq and is a predicted model, not a curated record.
CCGCAACCUCACAUCGACUACAUCCCAUGCAGCAGGCGCGAGGCCGGCAGCCAUCUUCGCCAGCCGCCGUCUCGGGGACCCGUGGUCGAAGCGAUCCCCGUGGCCAGAGUGACCCCCGCGGCCAUGUUCCACCGCUUCCGGCAGAGAGUUCGGCGCGGGCAACAAGUACAAACCCGGCGCCAGGUAAAAGCCAGGCUCAGCCAGGCCAGGCAGGCCAGCAGCAGCAGCAGCAGCAGCAGCAGCGGACAAGGAGCCGCAGCUUGUCCCGGGCGUCGACAACACACUCGGUGUUCCCAGCGGGCGACAAUCGCAACGAGCAGCCCGAGACGCUACACGCGAUCCGCAACGACAUGAUGGUCAACCACCUGUACGAGCAGCAGCUGCGCAAGCAGUACGCGUCGUGGACGGACCCGUACGAAGGAGUGGUGCUCAAGAAGGCGCGCGGCAGCUUCACGUGCUGCCCGCCGCACAUGGCGGCCAUCCCGGACUCGCUGUUCGCCGUCGUGUCGGCCAUGAACGUGCGCUGCGCCAUGACGGUCAACACGCCCGUCGUGCGCGCGCUGCUGGGCACGCUCUGCGAGGGCGUCGCUGCCGAGAAGAAGGCCGACCACGUGCCCCUGCCCGACGGCUUGCGCGUCCAGAUCCUGCCCACCAUGGCCGACCUCCCCCGCGGCCAGCUGCACCACUUCGCCGCCUUUGUCGAGAACGCCCGCUUGCUCGUGGUGUGGGACGACGAGCCCGAGAAGCUGCUGGCGCGCGCCGAGAACCUCGAGGCCCGCUUCAUCGAGAUGGUGUGGGGCGGCGGCGAGGCGAGAAAGAAUGCCGACGGCGACGACGACGCGGACGAGUCCCACCCCUCGUCGUCUACCGCGGCGGGAGAGAAGAGGAGACCGGGCUCGUCGGCCCAUGGCGCUGCUGAUGCCGACGCCGACCUUGAGGAGGCUGCCGAGCACCGGCCAGUCCGACUCGAGAGCGCCGUCACCGUGGCCAUCACGCUCGCCCUGUGCAUUAGCUGCCUGGGCCUCGGGUGGCGCGCCCUCGCGCUUGAGUCCGCCGUCGACGGCGACUACACACGGUGGGCGCUGCUGGUGGUGUCGCCGGCGCAGAUGUUUGUCAGCCUGUUCUUCUUCCAGGCGCUCGUGGGCAACCUCGCACAGAUCUUCGGGCCCAUCUCGGCCGUCACGUCCAACAGCAAGUACUAUAGCGGGCGGGCUCCGCGGCGGCGGCUGCACCGGCGGCACGGGCAGGGGCAGCUGCCGCACGUCACGAUCCAGAUGCCCGUGUACAAGGAGGGGCUUGCGGCGGUGAUCCGGCCCACGGUGGUGUCGCUCAAGGCGGCCAUCAGCACGUACGAGAUGCAAGGCGGGUCAGCCAACAUCUUUGUCAACGACGACGGCAUGCAGCUGCUGGCCGACGACGAGGCGCAGGCGCGCCGCGACUUUUACGACGAGCACAACAUUGGCUGGGUCGCGCGCCCGGCGCACAACCCGCCCAAGCCGGACAAGAGCAAGGGUGGCGAAGCAGAGGGAGAACAGACCUUCGUGCGGCGCGGCAAGUUCAAGAAGGCGAGCAACAUGAACUACGCGCUGCACGUCAGCAACCGCGUCGAGGACAAGCUGGCGGGCCCGGGCAGCGCCGUGCAGCGCCACGCGCGGUGGACUGACGAGCACGAGCGCGCCGCCUACUACGGCUGCCUGGCCGCCGUGCUGGCCGAGGACGCCGGGCGCACGUGGGCCGACGGCAAUAUUCGGGUGGGCGACUACAUCCUGCUCAUCGACUCGGACACGCGCGUGCCCGCCGAUUGUUUACUUGAUGCUGUUAGCGAGAUGGAGCAGAGCCCCGAGGUGGCCAUCACGCAGUUUGCCUCGGGCGUCAUGAACGUGACCGACUCGUUUUUCGAGAGCGGGGUCACCUGGUUCACGCGGCUCAUCUACACGGCCAUCACGUUCGCCGUGGCGUCGGGCGACGCGUGCCCGUUCGUGGGCCACAACGCGAUCCUGCGGUGGCGGGCGCUGCAGGACGCGGCGGCGUACAUGGACGAGGCGGACGGCUACGAGAAGUACUGGAGCGAGGCGCACGUGUCCGAGGACUUCGACAUGGCGCUGCGGCUGCAGGUGGCCGGCUACUCGCUGCGCUACGCGGCCUACACGGGUGAAGGGUUUAAGGAGGGCGUCAGCCUGACCGUCUACGACGAGCUGGCCCGCUGGGAAAAGUACGCCUACGGCUGCAACGAGCUGCUGUUCCACCCACUGCGCUUCUGGCCGGUGCGCGGCCCCUUUACGCCGCUGUUCCGCCGCUUCCUGGCCUCGAGCAUCCCGCUGCCCAAGAAGCUCACCAUCUGCGCAUACAUUGGGACCUACUAUGCUAUUGCUGCUGCCUGGUCCCUGUCGCUGGCCAACUAUUUCAUCACGGGCUGGUUUUAUGGGGUGUACGACAAGUUCUACCUCGACUCGUUCGCCAUCUACAUCUCCAUCAUCGUCGUCUUCACCGGGCUCGGCAACGUGGCGCUGGCCGUGCUGCGGUACCGCCUGAACGAGCAGUCGCUGAUAUCUGCCUGCUUCGAAAAUAUCAAAUGGAUCCCCAUGUUCACAAUCUUUCUCGGCGGCGUCUCGCUGCACGUAUCCCAAGCGAUCCUGUCACACUUCUUCGAGCUGGAUAUGGCGUGGGGCGCGACCGCCAAGGAAAUCGAGGAGGUGCACUUUGGCGAGGAGAUGGUGCGCAUCCUGCGGCGCUUCAAGUUUACCUUUGUCUACUGCUUCGCCUGCACGGCCCUGAUCGUCGCCGGCAUGUUCGCCACGCCCUACAACUGGCGCAUCGACGCUUUUUUUAGUAUUUACCCGCUCGCCGCCGUUGUCGUGUCGCAUUUCGCCCUCCCCGUGCUGCUCAACCCUGCGCUGAUGAUGUUUACCUGGUAAUUUUGUUUUUAUUCCUUGGGGGGAGGCAGAAUUGGAAAAGGGGUUCGGAAUUAUUCUUAUUCUCGGAUUGGUUGGGAAUAUAGUAUAGUAGAAGAACUAAUUAUCUAGACUAGCGAGAGUUAGAAAGGUCUUUCAUAAUUAUUAGGUCUAUCUAACGCACUUGGCGGCGGUCUUGGAAAGAAAAGACGUCGAUUUACUCAUAACAUAGUUACAAGUAGGAAAAGAG